Messenger RNA from Cyphellophora attinorum, 1017 nucleotides. RefSeq names its product 2,3-dihydroxybenzoate decarboxylase. Gene Ontology annotation, molecular function: hydrolase activity; carboxy-lyase activity. Bases 1 to 1017 code for a protein of 338 amino acids. The record is from RefSeq and is a predicted model, not a curated record. NCBI's taxonomy places the organism in Eukaryota, Fungi, Ascomycota, Eurotiomycetes, Chaetothyriales, Cyphellophoraceae. Gene Ontology annotation, biological process: secondary metabolic process. Gene Ontology annotation, cellular component: cytoplasm; cytosol. The transcript is spliced from 2 exons.
AUGCUCGGCAAAAUAGCUCUCGAAGAAGCCUUCGCCCUGCCACGCUUCAAGGAGCGAACUCGAUGGUGGGCAGGCCUCUUUGCGCUGGACCCUGAGAAACAUGCCGCCGAGAUCAACGACAUCACCGAACAGCGCAUCGCAUAUAUGGACCAAUAUGGCGUUGGCUACACCUUGCUGUCCUACACUGCUCCAGGCGUACAGGAUGUCUUCGAGCCCAAGGAGGCUCAGUCCCUCGCCGUCGAAGUCAACGACUACAUCGCUGCACAGAUCAAGCCUCAUCCGACUCGGUUAGGUGCGCUGGCGACACUAUCAAUGCAUGCCCCGCAACAGGCCGCUGAUGAGUUGCGGCGGUGCGUGACCAAGUAUGGCUUCAAGGGUGCUCUGGUGAACGAUACGCAGCGCGCCGGCGCCGAUGGCGAGGACAUGAUCUUCUACGAUGGUGCGAAAUGGGAUGUUUUCUGGGAGACAGUCACAGAAUUGGAUGUGCCAUUCUACCUUCACCCUCGAAAUCCGACAGGACAGAUUCACGACAAAUUAUGGGCGGAUCGGAAAUGGCUCAUCGGGCCUCCACUCUCGUUCGCGCAGGGCGUGAGCCUGCACGUGCUGGGCAUGAUCACUAAUGGUGUAUUCGACCGUCACCCGAAACUUCAGGUCAUUCUGGGCCAUCUGGGCGAACACAUCCCUUUCGACAUGUGGCGGAUCAACCAUUGGUUCGAAGACAUAAAGAAGCCCCUUGGCUUAAAAGAGACCUGCAAGAAGACCAUCAGGGAAUAUUUCGCGCAGAAUUUGUGGAUAACCACGAGUGGUAACUUCAGCACGCCCACUCUCGAUCUGUGCCGCACGGAGGUCGGCGCGGACCGGAUAUUGUUCAGCAUUGACUACCCGUUUGAGAACUUCAAGGAUGCGUGUACGUGGUAUGACGAUAUCGUUAUGAAUGACAUCGACAAGAGAAAGAUUGGAAAGGAGAACGCGGCUGCGUUGUUCAAGCUGGGGGACUUCAAGGAUCGAGAGGCCUAA